GACUGUCGCGGAGGCCGGCGGAGGGACGCUCUCCGUGCGCAGUCCUGGGGUGGGUCGUUGUGCGGUCGGGCGCCGUGCGGCCUGUCGGGGAGACGCGGUCGGAGUGGGAGGGAGAGUCAGCACCCGAGAGGUGGAAGAAGACAGGCUUUAGGCUGGAAGAGCCCUAGAGGAGCGAUUUUGCAGGUGGGGGCCCCAGACAGAGGCUCUGAUAGGGAGACUGGUUGAGGUCGCGCCGCAGGCCCGACAGAAUGGGUGCGGCCCGAGCCCCCCGAGCUCAGUCCAACCCACCCCUCCUGUCCCUGGAGGCGGGAGGGACUCCGAGCUUUGGAAAGCUCUGGAAAGGAAAGCGGGGAGGGGAGGUUGAGAGUCCCGCGGUUGGGAUGGAGGAUGAAGGCUCCUCUAAUCAGUCCCUCCCGUGCACCCCUCCCCCCCGGUCGCACACACCCCGUCCACCCGCCAGUGUCGUCGUCCCUCCUGGUGCCCAGGAUCUUCUAGUAGAGUUUACAAAGCUUUAGAGACACCCCUACCAAGAAUGGCCGACCCUGAGCACUGACGUGGCGCGAGACACUGUUCUACGAGUUUACAGGAAAGCAGUCUCGCGUUACAGAUGAGGAAACAGGAUGAGUGGUUUGGUUUUGUGUGAACCAACAGAGCUUUACAACAUCUUGAAUCAGGCCCCAAAACUAUCCAGGUUAACUGAACCCAACUAUCUCUGUUUAUUAGAUGUGCGUUCCAAACGGGAGUAUGAUGAAAGCCAUGUGAUUACAGCCCGUCUUGUGAAGAAGAGGGCAGGUGAAUAUCUUAUCCCGGAGUCUGUGGAUCUGGAGUGUGUGGAAUACUGUGUGGUGUAUGAUAACAACACCAGCUCCCUGAAGGUAAUCCUAAAAGGUGACAACGAUGAUGACAACCCUGAUGAAGGCGACCAAGGAAUUGUGCUUGGAGCUGCCGUUGAGUGUGGCAGAACCCUGACUCACCUUGCCCGCCACCCCAUCCAUAUCCUGAGAGGAGGCUAUGAGAGCUUCUCGGCCAUGUACCACUUCUUCCGGACACAGAAGAUCAUCUGGAUGCCACGGGAACUGGAUGACUUCCAACCGUACCCUGUUGAGAUAAUGCCAGGCAGGAUCUACCUGGGAAAUUUCAGGCAAGCCUGCGACCCUAAAAUUCAGAAGGAUUUGAAAAUCAAAGCACAUGUCAAUGUCUCCAUGGAGACAGGGCCGUUUUUUGCAGGUGACGCCGACAAGCUUCUGCACAUCCAGAUAGAAGAUUCCCUGGAAGCCAACAUUACACCCUUUUUACGCCACCUCUGUCACUUCAUUGAAGUUCACCUGGAGCUUGGCUCUGUCAUCCUGGUCUUUUCCACCAUGGGCAUCAGUCGCAGCUGUGCGGCCAUCUUGGCCUACCUUAUGCACCGAAAUGAGCAGACCCUGAAGAGGUCCUGGGCCUACGUCAAGAAGUGUAAAACCAACAUGCGUCCAAAUCGGGCUUUGGUGGCUCAGCUGUCAGAGUGGGAGAAGGUUGUCCUUGGAGACAUCGUCACAGACAUCUUGGAUCCACUCUACUGAUUUUCUCUGUGGCCCAGCUAUGGGUCCAGAAGAACCUGCCUUGGGAGCUUUUUGUGGGUAGUGGGCCAGGGUGUGUAACCAGGAAUGAGAAGGCCUUUGCUGCCUGGAGCCUUG
Messenger RNA from Delphinapterus leucas (beluga whale), 1676 nucleotides. Lineage: Eukaryota; Metazoa; Chordata; Mammalia; Artiodactyla; Monodontidae. The record is from RefSeq and is a predicted model, not a curated record.